Messenger RNA from Aspergillus puulaauensis, 1188 nucleotides. RefSeq lists its product as uncharacterized. The transcript has a single exon. Lineage: Eukaryota; Fungi; Ascomycota; Eurotiomycetes; Eurotiales; Aspergillaceae. Gene Ontology annotation, molecular function: protein binding. The record is from RefSeq and is a predicted model, not a curated record. Bases 1 to 1188 code for a protein of 395 amino acids.
AUGCUAUACCAUCCUCUCAAGUCCCUGGUGGCCGCACUGGCGUUCGGCGUUGCCACCACGUCGGCAGCGAGCUCCCAGGCAAUCAAGAGCCGUCGUCUCACCGAGUAUCUGAUGCCAGUCACUCAGCAGACGCACGAACCUGCUCGCGUGCCCAACACAAACUUCGUGCUACUGACCCAGAUGUCAAGCAGCGAGCUUGUCAAGAUCGAGCUCGAUGCAGCCACCGAGGACCCCAUCGCCUACCAGUCGUUCCCCAUGGGCAAGAACAGCAGUUCGAUGCUCCAUGGUGCCUGGCCCUCCGUCAAAAACCCCGGCCUGAUGUGGCUGUCCUUGCAAGGCGAGAACAAGCUGCUCCUCGUCGACCCCGGCAAGGAGCUCUCGACUCCACCGCAAAUCAAACACACCAUCGACAUCCCCAAGCCCGGCAACGGUCCUCACUGCGUGUUUGAGAUUGGCGACCGCGUCUGGGCUGGUCUCAAGGACGCCUCCCCGCAAAACGGCCAGUACUACGCCUUCUCUGUCGACCUCCACAACUCCUCCGACUGGAAGCUGUACCAGUCUCUCAGCAGCCCUGUCUUCAUCAGAGAGGAGCCAACCACCGGCUUGAUCUACGUCACUCAAGACUGGAGCUCGUCCAUCAUGCGCAUCGACCUCGCCACCGACGAGAUAACCCAGCUGCCAAUCCCUCCCAGCGUCGGCAACACUGCUGUUGGCAUGGCGUCCGUUACCGGUGCCCUAAGUGGUGUCUGGUUCACUCUCGCCGGGAAUGCCACCGGCGGCACCGGGACCUUCGGCCAUAUCGGCGCGGAUGGACAGAUCAAGUUCUUCUCUCUUCGACAAAAGGUUCUCGGCGGCAAUGCUGCCUUACUCCACGUCGCGGAUGCGUCGACAAAGGACGAGCCGGCUCUGUGGAUCCUGUCCACCUCCCUGCUCAGCACCGAGUCGCCCGAUGCCCUGAUCCACGUUACCUUUGACCAGUCAGGUUCCACUAUCAAGGGCGAGGAGUAUAUCUCACUGCAAACUCAGAAUGCGAAGGCUCACCGUGUGCUGGUCUUGGAUUCGUCUGUUUUGGUUUCGGAGCUUAACACCUUCACCCUCGCGCAGCUCAAGUACGAAAAUACCGUUGCAGGGCAGUGGCUGCCAUCCAAGGUUGUCAGCGACAACAAGGUUUACGAUGAGGCUGGCUAA